CUAUGCAAUUUAUUCACUAAACGUAUUUGGUCUUUCAACCGGCAUCACGUUUUCGUUUUCGUUUAAAUUAAAACUCAACUGUUAAGUUAGUCAACUAAUAUUUUCCAUUGUGGUCUACAUGUGCAAAACCGACAUCAUUUUUCUUUCAUCAGUAAUUGGAUAAAAAUCCUACGAAUUAUAACUAAAAAAGACUGGAACAAUGGCUUCAACCGACUUAAUGCACCGAAUUGUGGCCCUUCAGCAAUUUGACGGCUCUUUCAAUUUGGACCCUACAGUUUGUGCAGCAAUUAGUGUCAACCACACUGUCGUCAGUCAACGAGCACAGCAACGAGGCUGGGAUUCUAAAGCAUUUGCAGUUACUCUUGUCCUUGCCUUUCUUAAGGAAAAGCUGGCCUCCCUUCAAGACGAUUGGGAAUUGAUCGCGGAUAAGUCUCGAAUCUGGUUGAUGCAGAAUGCUGCUCAUAAAGCGGACGAGAUGUUCGACGAAGCUGUAAAGAUUGUAGCAUGAAAUAUAAGUACCGAACAAGUGAGUGUGUAUUUAUGAAAAAUGAGGUAAUUAAUUAGUGCGUAUUAUUUAUUGUAAUAAAUAUUUAAUUUAAUUUCUUCAUAUUGCAAUAAAUUUCGAAUUUGUGAAUGCCAA
Molecule: messenger RNA, 640 nt
Organism: Folsomia candida
Lineage: Eukaryota; Metazoa; Arthropoda; Collembola; Entomobryomorpha; Isotomidae
Exons: 3
Coding region: 200-508 (102 amino acids)
Source: RefSeq, a predicted model, not a curated record